AAAUGACAUGACGGUCUGUAUUUUCUCUCGCUGAAGUUGCCGACAUACUUUCAACACCCCCCACCCCCCACCUCCCUUGUACGUCAAAGAAGCGUUGAGAAGUAACGAUCGAGUGGUUUUACUUUUGGAAGGGCAAAAAAACUACAUUUGCAUAAUUAGGUAAAACCCCAACGUGUGAUUUGGCUGGAUACUUAGUUCAUUAGAACACAAAGCUAUGAAUUGAAACCGAAUGACCGCUGCCCUUCGCAGAGCAAAUUGGAGAAUACUUUAAUUCACCACGAAAAAGAAGCUGCGUUGAGAGUGAUCUUAACACAUGACCGAGUCUUCGUAUGGUAAGCCAGUCCCCUCUUGUCGGAAAAACUGUUUCUCCUCUUAUACAUCAACCGUAAAGAAACAAUCAAAGAUGUCUUUCCACUUGAAAGCGUCUGCACGCGGACUAACUCAGAGCUCGUCAACAGCGAACGGACGCGAUCAGCAAUAUAUUUCAGGAGAGACAUGUCCCUGCCCGGUGGCCAUCGAGCUCAGCACCGCCGUAUCCGUGUCCCUGGGCUUGGAUUCGGCUCCACAGCCCAACGACCUGAAUAAUUGCUCCAAGAACGCCUUCGCAGAAAGCGUCCCGUCUGCCGCCGCCAACAGCAUACAAAGUGCGUCUGAGUUCGGACCAGGGGUGAGCGUGUCCCCCGAAGUGAUCAGGGGGCAGCCGAAAGACCCGGAGGAGAUGGAGCAGGGCGCAUUCGAUCAGGUGUCUGAUGACAUGUAUCAGGGCAGCUGUAUGGGUCUGCUCGGAUCCAGUCAAGGGGACUACGCGCUGCCCGAGACGCGUGCUCAUCCCGCGAUAGCACGAUAUGUCGUCAAGGAGUCCAACUUGUUCAUCAUGAACGCUGUGGACGAGCCGUCCGCUCUACCCAAACAGGACGAAUUGCUGCACGUGAAGACUUCGACUCAAACGGCGACCCCGCCACUUUUCAGGGACACACCGGGGAUGUGGUGCGUUGGUUCGCAUGUACUAUACAGCGAUCGGACCGAGCCGGAGAGAAGUAGAUUGUGCGGACAUAAUUUGUCCUGCAAAUACUGUAACUAUGGGCAACCCUCAUUUGGACCGAGGCAACCCUGCUAUUGUGCCCCCUCCAGCGACGGCAACCGAGAUGCAAACAGUGGCUUACAGACAGUGAUGACUCAGGGGUACGGCCAGGUGGAAAGUUACCAAACUGCGGUUCCACAAGGCCUGGGACAUUACUCCAACAUCAAGACCGAAUCUCCCAGCUGGGUUGAAUACAGAGAUCCAAGUUUCAGAUAUGACGAUAUGUUCCCAGGAAUGAGCGUGUACCUGUCAGACCGUAGAGUGUGCCAAGUAUGUGGAGACGACGCCUCAGGUUGUCAUUACGGGGCCGUCACCUGCGGAAGCUGCAAGGUGUUCUUCAAGAGGGCUGCAGCAGGUAAACAGAACCACCUCUGUGCCAGCCGCAAUGACUGCACCAUCGACAAACUGAGGCGAAAGAACUGUGCCUCGUGCCGCUUAAAGAGAUGCUUCAUGUCUGGCAUGAGCCUCAAAGGUCGGAGGCUAAAGGUUGCCACUCAAACGCGAAGCAGGGAUGAAGAGAUGCCCCUGGCGUCAGGGAGUGAUCGAGUGUUCGAAGCCAGUAGGAUUGCCCCCACAAGCUACGCAGCCUGCUCCCAGAGCCUGGACCCGGGUCCCUCUCCAAGCCUGCACUCGUGCCUCUCCCUGCUCAGCCAGCUGCAGGCCAUUGAACCCAUGGUGGUCAAUGCGGGCCAUGACCCCACGCUGCCGGACAGCCCCAGCUCCCUUCUGACCAGCCUCAACGAGCUGGGAGAGAGGCAGCUGGUCACGGUGGUGCACUGGGCCAAAGCCAUACCAGGUUUCCGCGACCUGCACGUGGACGACCAGAUGUUCGUGAUCCAGUCUUCGUGGAUGGGGGUGAUGGUAUUUGCCCUGGGAUGGAGGUCUUACACGCUCACUAAUGGCUCCAUGCUGUACUUUGCUCCAGACCUGAUCUUUGAUGAGCAGCGGAUGCAGGUGUCCAGCAUGUACGAACACUGUGUGAGGAUGCAGCUCUUGUCCCAGCGUUUCAGCAUGCUGCGGGUCACCCAGGAGGAGUACCUCUGCAUGAAGGCCCUGCUCCUCUUCAGCAUCAUCCCGGUGGAGGGCCUGAAGAACCAGCAGGGCUUCGACAAGCUGCGGACCUCCUACAUCAACGAGCUGGAGCGCCUGGCCAGCCACCACGGCGAGACCACCCGCACCCAGAGACUGUUUCAGCUCACCCAGCUGCUGGACUAUCUGCACCCGAUCAUCAGGAAGCUCCACCAGUUCACCUACGAUCUCUUCGUGCAAGCGCAGUCGCUGCAGAACCGCGUCUGCUUCCCCGAGAUGAUCUCGGAGAUCGUGAGCGUCCACGUGCCGAAGAUCCUCACCGGCAUGGUCAAGCCCAUUCUUUUCCAUAAGGCAGGCUAGGACCCUUUGCCGUCCUUCCCAAGCCUCACGCUUCAAGCUUUCAACCACGGCUCACACAAGCUUUGGGACUGCUGUCCAUAAAUCCAUCCAUUCAGAAUAAAUGUAGUAAGGGGUUUAAAAAAAACUGUUACUUGAGAGUAAUGAGACUGUUGUAAUGAGAGUGAACAACACAUAACCAUGUGCUAUGGGUGGUCCAUAAGACACAAAUAAUCGAACUGAUACAUGCUCUUAAUUACUUUCGCUACCUAUUCAUUCAUACACACAUGAAAGGGUAUCUAAAACAAAACACUGACAAUAAUAUGGUAGGUCUACAAUAAGAAGCAAAACUCUUUUGCGCACAUUCCACCUUUAUCUGUCUAAUUUAUGUUCCUCUGUUUGCAACAGGCAUACAGCAUUUUCUUCUUGAUAUUGAUCAACAGCAUUGGAGAAAAUAAAUGCAUUAGGCCAUUGAAAACAUAGUGCUACCCACAAGAUGGGUGGGUUCACCCGAACCCACAAGAUGGGUUCGGGUGAACAGAGCUUGUCAUAAAUAUGCAUGCUGAAAAUAUGUUUCAUGCAAGCCAAGUGCGACGUAUCGUAGGCUACUUUCUUAGAACUCAUAUUUUGAAAAUGAUUGUACAGGAACGACUGCUGUCGGCCAAAUAUCGAUUCUUACGCAAGAACAGAACUUCUUAAUUCAUUAAUCUCCCUGAGCAAUAUCGAUGCAGAAGGGUUUUCAUGUGUCAAGCUGACUGACUGUUACAAAAUACUGUCGAUAAUCUAUUUGUAAUUUUAUCGUGACAAAAGAAAAAAAAAAAACGCUAAUUCACUUUAUCCCAAUGUCGUAUAUAAUGACUUGGGUGGGCGGGGAUUAUUGGUUUGCAAUCUUUGUUUAGUAGGCUACUGCUUGUGGUAUUUUCUGUGUCAUUGCCAACUACACGCGCCUUGCCCUUAAUGUGAAUGGACAUUUUUGUCACGGUUUUAAUUUUUCUACAUUUUCACAAAAGUGUUACUAACCCGUGCUAUAUUCAGUCUACUCUUGCAAUUGUUGCAACUGCUGGUGGACGACUGGACUUCACCGGACGCCUAGAGACGGCGAAAUGGUUCCGAUUAUGUACAGCUUUAUGUUCUACCACGAUGUGAUGCAUGAGUGUUAAUUGUCCAUAGAGGCGGAGCGAGAAUUUUCCAAAAUUCUUCGCAGAUCUUUUGAAUGCUUUCUAGUGUCAAUACAGUCAAUGUCCACGAA
This is a messenger RNA of Gadus morhua (Atlantic cod), 3695 nucleotides long. RefSeq names its product androgen receptor. Gene Ontology annotation, biological process: regulation of DNA-templated transcription. The coding region runs from base 314 to 2470 and encodes 718 amino acids. The transcript has 9 exons. Gene Ontology annotation, molecular function: zinc ion binding; sequence-specific DNA binding; DNA-binding transcription factor activity. The record is from RefSeq and is a predicted model, not a curated record. Lineage: Eukaryota; Metazoa; Chordata; Actinopteri; Gadiformes; Gadidae.